ACGCAAUCCAGAACCGACCGGUCCGUCCCUCCCGCGUGUUGCCUAAGCAUCCAUCCUAGAGUCACUGACGCCUACUAAUAUCCAGUCUUCACCCAUGGCUGCUCACAAGCGUACAGGCAGCAGCCACGGGGUCGGGACCACUGGCCAACCGAGGCAACUGCCGGGGGCAGCGUGUGAAGAGUGUCGAAAGCGGAAGCUGCGAUGCGACAGACAGCGACCGCAAUGUGGAACAUGUGCCGACGCCGGUAUUGUCUGCGAGAUCAACAACAACCGCCUCGCAAGGGGCCCCAAGAAAGGCGACCUAAAAGCGCUGCGCAGCCGCAUCGUUGCGUUGGAGCGCCGGCUCAGCAUCGACAACAGCGCUGAAACGCUGUCGAUUCUCACAGGCGAAUCGCUCCCCGCGACGGCACCCGAUCCUCACACAGCUACGCCAAUCUCGGAUGGGGGAUCUCCAACGCUUGUCUCACCAGGUCACAACUCCACAAUCUGGGACGGCGAAAUCAACGUGCAGGUUCCUCCCAUGACCCCCACAUCCGAUUCGAUGGGCUUUUCAACCUUCAAGUUCCCGCCCACACCGCCAUCGCCACAACGGGGCACUUUUGUUGACGACCUAAUGCGGGCAGACCUCGACCAGUUGUACUUUGACAGAGUCCACCCAAAUGUUCCCAUCUUCAACCAGUCACGGUACUUUGCUCGGGCGCGGCAGACCCAGCACGGCGAUGGACCCAGCUACAUGCUCUGCCUCCAGUACGCGAUGUGGACACUUUCGAUGGCGCUUUCGUCUCAAUUCGAGAGCUCCCGAGAGAUGCUAUACAAUGAGACGCGACAAAUGCUCGAGGCACUGGACCUAACCGAUGACGAUUUGCAACCAGUACGCAUCGAGCACGUCCAGGCGUGGCUACUCGUGGCCUAUUACGAGUUGGCCCGUGCGAGCUAUCGCCGGGCCUCGAUCAGUGCCGGGCGGGCGUUCCGCCUCGUCCAACUCGCCCGCCUGCAUGAGGUGGACAACCCUGAAAAUACUGUCGAGGGGGAAGAUGCCGUGGCUAGAGAGGAACGAAGGAGGACAUUCUGGGUGGCCUACUGUCUCGAUCGCCUUGGUUGCCUCAAGAGCCGGUGUCCACCGACGCUGACUGAAGAAGUGAUCUGUACCCGCCUCCCGUCCCCGGAGUUGGCUUUUCAAAGCGGCCAUCCAAUCCCGGGUUGUUUUCUGCCAGAAGCGAUCGCGUCAGGCGACCACAACUUCCUCUCCCCCCUUGCGGAAUCUGCCGUAACCGUCACCAUCUGCGGUCGUGCGUUAUCACAUAGCAAUGUCUCUGGCGUCGAACGGGCGUUUGGAAACCCGUCGCUUGAUUUUUGGAUCCGGCACGAAUGGGUGGACGGCAUCCUGACGCGAACACUCGACUCCUUGUCAUUGAACGCACCCGUCGUUUCAGCCAUAGCCGAUCCCAUGAUAUUCUUCGCCUUCAUGGUGGCCCACGCAACAACUAUCCUCAUGUGCCAGAUCACGGAAACGUCGAGAAUGGAUGAGCAGUCGCACGCCAAGGUUGCCGAAUAUCGCUUGCGUGCCACGCGGUCUGCGCAGGAAAUUGCUAGGAUGGCCAAGGCACACGAGCAUAUCGGAUAUUUCAAGGUGAGACAUGCCCGUCCUCUUGUGUCGCUGACAUCGGCGCAGCGUCCAGUCCGUGUCGUACACGCGAGACUAAUGCACAAUGCACGAGGAUAGGCUCACAUAUUCAUGCCGUUAGCCGUCUUUUUCGGCGCGUCGCAGCUGGCGGCGGACCGCAAAAGACGACUAAACGGCGACUAUGCCUUUCAAAGUCGCCCGCUCGAGACUGAAGGCGAGUCGACACUUGACGACGACUUCCAAGCUUGUAUGGAUGCGUUGAGGAAGGUGCAGAGCUUUAAUCAUCUUGCGCGGGAUCAUUUGGCGGUCCUGGAGUCUCAGGAGUUUGUUCUCGGA
Thermothelomyces thermophilus ATCC 42464 is the source of this 1960-nucleotide messenger RNA. RefSeq lists its product as uncharacterized. Gene Ontology annotation, biological process: DNA-templated transcription; regulation of DNA-templated transcription. Gene Ontology annotation, molecular function: DNA binding; DNA-binding transcription factor activity, RNA polymerase II-specific; zinc ion binding. Gene Ontology annotation, cellular component: nucleus. The coding region runs from base 95 to 1723 and encodes 542 amino acids. The record is from RefSeq and is a predicted model, not a curated record. The transcript has 5 exons. NCBI's taxonomy places the organism in Eukaryota, Fungi, Ascomycota, Sordariomycetes, Sordariales, Chaetomiaceae.